UUAUAACCCAACUUUCCCCAUAUUAGCACAUCAUGCCUUUAUAUAGAGACGAUAGCUUUCUUGUUGUGCAUCCAGGAUCUCAAAAUACGAUAUUUUCGUUUGGAUUACUGGACUCAUUGAGUCCUCCUCAAUAUAAAAUUCCAUCCGUGGUGUAUAAAAAUACUUCUACUAACGAAUAUCGAUCCAAAAGGGAAGAAAAUGAAUCCACAUUGAUAGAGAUACACCCCAUCAAGGGCUCUAGGAUUGUUGAUCUUGAUGCAUUCAAUCAUUUACUCAAAAUAAUAUUACAAAGUGUUAUCAGUAAUAAUCCAAUAAUUACAAUUAAUCAAAUUCCUUUAUUAUUAGUAACCCCAAGUUUGAAAUGGUCACGUUUUGAUGUCGAGCAUGUUACUAAAUACGUUUUUGAAUCGUUGGAAUUCACCGCUUUCAAUAUUCUUGAUUUAUCAAUUGCAUCUACAUUUGCAAUUGGUGCUUCAACCAAUUCUUUGGUUGUUAAUGUAGGACAUGAAUCAACUCAAGUUGUUCCAGUUUUGGGAUACCAGCUGGUAAAGUUUGCUUCUAAAUACUUGGAAAACGUCGGUGGGAUAACCAUAGAUGGAGAAUUGAAAAGAUUAUUACCUCAUUUGAAUGAGGGUCAAAUUAAUGCCCUUAAAACUUCAAAUAUUUAUGAAGUAUUAAAUGACACUGAAGGGUCUUUCUACUCUUUUGAUGCUUUGAAUACUGAAAAAAAUGAUGAAGAUUUCGAUGUUGCCUCGUACGUUGCCAAAGAAGAAGGUGGAGAAAGCCAAAUGGAUAUUGAUGAAAAGAAAGAAGAAGAAGAAUCAAAACCUAAUUCUGAACUAGAAAAAAACUAUUUCUUAGAUCCAGUUUCUAAUGAAAAAAUUUAUAUCGGUAAAGAAAGGUUCCAAGGUACUUCUAAAUUGGUUUCUCAAAUUGUAACUGCCAUUCAUAAAACUUUAACUGCUAUCCCGGAUUUAGAGAAAAGACAAGACUGUUAUGAAAAUUUAAUUUUUGUUGGUUCAACUUUCAAUAUUCCAGGUUUAAAAAGGGCAAUCAUCACUAAGCUUAUUGAAAAUCACUUAAUAAAACCUCCUAGUGAUGCUUCUAAAACUAGUGAUGAAGAUAAAGUUAAUUCGGCAAUUGCUGCUUAUCAACAAUCUGAUGAUCCUUAUGCUGCUAAUGAUAAUGUCGCUCUUAAUCAAGUUCCUACAACCAUUAAGGCAGUCAAAUACCCCGAUUAUUUCCCUGAAUGGAAGAAACCAAAAGAAACAAAUGGCUCUUGGAAUGAUGUCUACUUCCUUGGUGGCCAAAUUUACUCUAAACAAAUUUUUGGUGCUAACUCGAAUCAUGGAGGUGAUUCUUUCCUCGACGCGGACAUUUAUGAAGACAGAGGCCCUCAAGCUAUAUGGGAUGUAGCUCUUUAGUCCCUCUUACCCUUUCAAUGUAUAAUUCUGUAUUAUUUAGAGCUAAACCUAAUUUCAAUAUAUCAAUUGCAAAAUUACUUUGCAAGACGCGU
Molecule: messenger RNA, 1516 nt
Organism: Hyphopichia burtonii NRRL Y-1933
Lineage: Eukaryota; Fungi; Ascomycota; Pichiomycetes; Serinales; Debaryomycetaceae
Gene: ARP9
Product: Arp9p
Exons: 1
Coding region: 33-1424 (463 amino acids)
Source: RefSeq, a predicted model, not a curated record